ACUUCAACCAAAACAACAAACCCAAUUCCCUUGUUAGACCAACUGCAACUCUCGACCUACAUCCUUAUUAUCCCGUUUGCCGCCAACCCUGUUGACUGUCAAUCGGAUUCUACUCUGAUUUGUCUCCUGCCAAACCUAUCUACCCCGCCUCCAACACCUCUUUACGACUGUCAGCAAACAAAUUGCCAUCUGACGAGCCCACUCCGACAAGCAAGCUCACACGAAGCCCACCAUGCCUUCUUCUGCCGUUCAGAAUCCUCCGGCUCAGACUGAGUCCAAGUCUGCGAAGAAGAAGAAGUCUAAGGCCGAGCGCACUGGAUCCCCGGCGCCGACUGCUUCUCCUGCGCCCGAGAAGGCUGUGUCCGUGUCCGGGGACGAUGCAUCCGAGAACGCAUACGUUCGAGAGCUGCAGAAAAACAUCCGCAAUGUGAACAAGAAAAUCAGUAACGCCUCCAAGACCUACUCUCUAAUCGCCGAACACAAGGACAAGUCUCUCGAUGAGCUCGUGGCCACCAAGAUCAUCAAUGCAGACCAGAAGAAUCAGGCGCUUAAGAAACCACAACUCGAGUCACAGCUUGCUCAGCUUGAGGAGUCGCUCGCACAGUACAAGAAGGUCGACGAGGAGUACCGUGCGCGCAGCCAAACCGACAAGGCCAAACUCGAGAAGGAGCUUACGGAAAAGCUGGAGAAGGAGAAGGCCGAUGCGCUGCUCGCCGUCACCGAGAAAGCUGCCGAAGACGCAAAGAAGCUGCAACACGACAGCCUGCUCCUGCUGUCCCAGUUCCUCCGACUGGCAGCUGCUAGAAGAUCUGAGGAUGCUGAUCAAACUCUCGACGAAAAUAUGGCUUUGGAGGGCGUUCUACUGAACGUCUACUCUGGAGACGAAAAUGCCGUCUCCACCAUGAUGAAUCUGAUCGACGGUGUUGACGAGAAGGCAAGAAGCGUCAGUGGGGACGAGCUGCAAACCACCUACGCUCAGGUCAAGGCUGCAACAAUCGCGCAUGUCAACGUCUUUGCUUUGGCAGAAUCAGAGACCACCCCCGAAGCCGCUGAACCCACGAUCGAAAGUAGCGAUAAUGCUGCAACCGACCCUACCGUCGUUCACGCUGGACUCACUGAGCUCGACACCACAGGCGACGUCCCUGCGAUGACCAACGGUUAUACGGAAGAAACACCGAGCUCGGGUCUGCCAGUGAAUGCGGACGUCGCUGAUGGCGCUGCCAACGCCGCCGCGGAGUCUCAAUGGGAUGCUGGUAAUGACAUGAGUGCGUCACAGGAGGACUGGGUUAAGGUCUCACGCGAUCCUAACGAGACGGACACCGGCUUGACGGCUACACCUGCAGCUGCAGGUCCCGUGCAGUCUUGGGCAGAUGACCAGCCUGAGAAUCCACCUGAGGCUUCUGCUGUUCCAGCUGACGAUGGCUUCCAGUCAGUCCAGCGCAACCGACCCCGCGGCCAAGGUGAAGGUGGCUGGACCGGACGGGGACGUGGUCGUGGUGACUACCGUGGACGAGGACGUGGCCGAGGUCAAGGCCGAGGUAACAUGGGCAUGCGAGGAGGACGACCCAGAAACGCAGAGUCGUAGAGAAUCUCCCGCCUGAAUCCGUCGACUCGCAUCUGGAGUGGUGCCAGAGAGCACCGGUUCCCAUCGCGACGUUUGAGGCAACUUUUGGACCAAUCUGAUUCCACGCAAUGGGUGAUUGCGGAAGGGGCUUGCUGCUCCGCAGCUCUCUUUUAGUCGACACACGGGUGAUGAGACAUGAGGUUGAGGGAGGGGGCUUAAUGGUAGGAUGGGAUGCGUGUACUUGGACUGGUCUUUGAUUUUAGAAGCAGCACCUGGGGAAUCCGGCGUUCACGUUCCUGCGGCUUCGAUGUGGAAUUGGUGCCGGGACGCGGAAUCCUGUACAAAAGUCUCAUUAGCAUUUACAAGAUCAGGCCUGGCGUAGAGAAAAGAAAAGUCAAUACAAUUAUGAGCACAUUUAGGCCAGACAACCAGUUUCUACGAGGUCAAGCAUGAGAAAAGGACAUAAAAGUAGCUUUCUAC
Messenger RNA from Pseudomassariella vexata, 2044 nucleotides. RefSeq lists its product as uncharacterized. The record is from RefSeq and is a predicted model, not a curated record. The transcript is spliced from 5 exons. Bases 233 to 1585 code for a protein of 450 amino acids. Lineage: Eukaryota; Fungi; Ascomycota; Sordariomycetes; Amphisphaeriales; Pseudomassariaceae.